UGUGCAUUGGGUGAGCGCGGAAGCACAGGUUAAUCGGUGCAGCUGCCUAGACUGAAAGGAUCCAUCUUCUCAGCUUUCUCAGAGCUGUGCCUUUCGCCUCUCUCCUUCUCUCCCCCCACCCCCUUCAGGGUUCCUGUAAAUCGCCAGCACCUUGGCUUCAUGCUAGGAGACUCUUUUGUGUUUUUGCCAUUGGCUACUGGAGCGAACUGCUUGUGAGGCCAGACACAACAGCACUAGCAGCAGUCCCAAAGGCAGGAAACGUCUGCGGCAUUAUGAGCCUCUGACGCUGCUGCCUCUGAAGUUCUUGCUGCAGUAUUCAACAGAGCAGUCGCAUCUUCCUGAACCACUGGCUUGAGGGGUUUCCUUUCCAGGACCUGAGCAGAAAGUGAUGCUGCAGGCGUUUUGGCGUUUCCUUUCCUGUCUUUUUCCAAGGGCGGUAUGCCAAGGCCCUGCUGAAGCAAAAGAGAAUGAGGCAAAGGACUCUCCAGUUCCCAGCUCUGGGGAACAGGGGCCAAAGGUUUUGGGGAAGUCACCCAAAGAGGCUGACCCCUCUGAAAGGAGACCCACUAUUCUACUUGUGGUUGGACCCGCAGAACAUUUCCAACAGAAAAUUGUAAAAGCUGGAGACAAGGACCUGGAUGGACAGCUGGACUUUGAGGAGUUUGUUCACUACCUCCAAGACCACGAAAAGAAAUUGAGGCUGGUUUUCAAGAGUCUUGACAAGAAGAACGAUGGCCGCAUCGACGCCCAGGAGAUCAUGCAGUCCCUUCGCGAUCUGGGAGUCAAGAUCUCUGAACAGCAGGCGGAAAAAAUUCUCAAGAGAAUAAGGACGGGGCACUUCUGGGGUCCUGUCACAUACAUGGAUAAGAACGGGACGAUGACGAUAGACUGGAACGAGUGGCGCGACUAUCAUUUGCUGCACCCCGUGGAGAACAUUCCCGAGAUCAUCUUGUACUGGAAGCACUCGACGAUUUUUGACGUGGGGGAGAACCUGACGGUACCGGACGAGUUCACGGUGGAAGAGAGGCAAACCGGGAUGUGGUGGCGACACCUCGUUGCAGGCGGAGGGGCAGGAGCCGUGUCUCGAACCUGUACCGCUCCCUUGGACCGCCUGAAAGUGCUCAUGCAGGUCCAUGCUUCGCGCAACAACAACAUGUGCAUCGUCGGAGGCUUCACCCAGAUGAUCCGAGAGGGCGGCCCGAGGUCGCUUUGGCGAGGGAACGGGAUCAAUGUCUUGAAGAUCGCUCCAGAAUCUGCCAUUAAGUUCAUGGCCUAUGAACAGAUCAAGCGCUUAAUUGGCACUGACCAGGAGGUGCUGAGGAUUCACGAGAGACUCGUAGCUGGUUCGCUGGCAGGAGCCAUCGCACAGAGCAGCAUCUACCCCAUGGAGGUUCUGAAGACUCGAAUGGCUCUGCGCAAGACAGGGCAGUACUUGGGGAUGCUGGACUGUGCCAAGAACAUCCUUGCCAAAGAAGGGAUGGCUGCUUUCUACAAAGGCUACGUCCCCAAUAUGCUCGGGAUCAUUCCGUACGCUGGCAUUGACCUGGCGGUGUAUGAGACGUUAAAAAACGCCUGGUUGCAACGUUACGCCGUAAACAGCGCAGACCCUGGGGUGUUCGUCCUGCUGGCCUGCGGUACCAUGUCGAGCACCUGCGGGCAGCUGGCCAGUUAUCCUCUGGCCCUAGUGCGGACGCGCAUGCAAGCUCAAGCUUCCAUCGAAGGAGCGCCGGAGGUGACGAUGAGGGGCCUCUUCAAGCAUAUCCUGAAGACGGAGGGAGCUUUCGGCCUCUACAGAGGCCUGGCCCCCAACUUCAUGAAGGUGAUACCGGCGGUCAGCAUCAGCUACGUGGUCUACGAGAACCUGAAGAUGACUCUGGGCGUGCAGUCCCGAUGACG
Molecule: messenger RNA, 1896 nt
Organism: Heteronotia binoei (common prickly gecko)
Lineage: Eukaryota; Metazoa; Chordata; Lepidosauria; Squamata; Gekkonidae
Gene: SLC25A25
Product: solute carrier family 25 member 25
Exons: 11
Coding region: 389-1894 (501 amino acids)
Biological process (GO): transmembrane transport
Cellular component (GO): mitochondrial inner membrane
Molecular function (GO): calcium ion binding; ATP transmembrane transporter activity
Source: RefSeq, a predicted model, not a curated record